AUGGAGUUAAAUGAAGAUCAGGAUUACAAUGUCUGCUCUAAAGAAACUAGAGAAAACGCAAAUUCUCGUCUUGAUGAAACUUCUACUUCAUUAACUGUAAAUGAAUUAUUAUCUGUAGAUGGAACUAAUGAUUUUAUAACUUCAAUUUCAACAAAACAUAAUGAUCUUAAAUUAGAAUCAUCAUAUUCUCUUGAUGUCCCAGAAUUUAAUUUAAAAAAAAAUUAUCUAUCGCAAAAACCAUCAGAGAAAAGUAUUGAAAAAAACAGUCAUAAUAAAACUUACAGUCAAAUCGUUCGUUCUCAAGAUAAGAAUGCUAUUGACAUUGAUGAUAACGAUGCAAUUAUAAAAUCUAAGAAAGAAUUUGAUGAUUCAAAUAAAGCCUUAAUUUCGAAAAUUCAAGAUUCAAAAAUAAGGAUAGAAGGAUUGAAUAAUGGGUCCACAUCCACCACAUCCAAAAUAAUUUCACAUUCUUCUUCGGAUAGAUCAUCUCAAUCUUCUACUUCAACAACUAUUAAUAGAAAAGAAAAAAAAUCUUCCGAAGAAUUUAAAGUAGUAUUUCACGUACACAUGCCACCUAAUUGUCAUAAUCUAGGAACUCCAUAUGUUAUAGGCAAUAUUAAAGAAUUGGGAAAUUGGGAUUCGCCUAUCGUCAAACUUCGACAUUCAAAUCGACGUUCCAUAUCCAGUCCUGAUUCUUAUUGGUUUUCCGAUCCAAUUCGAAUUUCCCUCUCAAACUUUGAACAUACAAUCGAGAUAAAAUACAAAUAUGGAAUUGUUGCCUCUCAACAUGCUAAAAGCAAACAAAUUAUUUACGAAGGUUCUGGGCAAGAAACUGAUCGUUUGCUUUCAUUACAAAAUAGGAAUCAAUAUGACAUCUGGUUAAGCAAUGAUAUACUUGUUUCUGAUGUUAGAGACUUUGCUUUUGUUGAUGUUAUAUAUAAUUCAUUAAUUCCGGGAAAUCUCAAAGAAAAGAUUAUUGAAUUUCAAUCAAUCGUAAAUGAUCAUAGGAAUUAUGCGUUGAAUUCAUCAUCUCCGAAAUUUAUAAAAGAUUAUCUGUGUGAAACAAGAAUAAGAGAAAAUAGAUUUUUCUUGCUAUAUCUCUUAGGGUUCUAUGUUCACGAGUGGCAACGAAACUUAUACCAUCGUUUCGAGCUACCGGUCUCAUUCCCAUCCUCUGUUUUAAUCGACAUAGUCAAAUACAUUCGUGAAAACACUUUCCCAUCGGAAACACAUCCUAUAAUCGCAACAGCUAUUGAUUCUUUGGUAGAUCAUAAUGCAUACCACGCAGAAUUGGAAUGGCUCAAGAUAUUUUCUGCAGCACCGUUGGUUGAUCCCGAAUACAGAUUUAUUGAUUCACUUGGUGAUUUAAGAUACAUCGAUGAAAGUUUCAAUAAAUUUAUUAAUAAUCUGAAAGAGAUAGCCUUACCACAUAUUAAUAAUAUUACUGAUGAAAUAAUUUAUAUAAGAGUUGCAAGAUGGUUAAUCACAAUAUGCAAUAACAUGAAAUCACUUACUACUGUAUGGAUGGAAAUUAUUAAACAUGAGAAUCAUAUAGACGCUCAACUUCAAACAACACUUUUGGAUAGAGUUCAAAAAAAUAUUGCUGAUUUAGAUGUCAUCGAAUUAAGUGAUCGAUUUUUGAAACUUCCAGUUGGUCUUGGGGUAUUAGCAGAAGAAGUAUUUCGAGGGAGAAUAUUAAUGUAUUUACAAUGUGGACGCAAUCUACAAACCUAUCCUUCAAAACAUUUUAAGGCAAUUGUCAAACUUUUGGAGUGCCCAAAAUUAUUCUGGAAUUCUGAAGAUUAUAUAAAUUCGUUAGAUUUAAUUUCAAAAUUUACGGAUAUUGAAAUGUUGGCAUAUUUUAUAAAACAUCUAAAAAAUUUUUUGAAAAAAUUUGAUGUUACGGGGGAGAUUACAAUAAGUGAAUUCUCAAAAAUUUGUUUACAUUGGUAUCAACGAUUCAUGAAUAGAUCGAAUAGUAGUAACUCCGCUUCACAUAUUGAUAAUUAUGCCUUUUUUGUUUUCAAUUAUGCUGCAAAACUUUGUCAGGUAGUUAAUAAUAUCGAGAAAUUAUGUGAAGAAAUAAUGGGAAUUGCCGUAAAUUGUGUCUCUAAAUGUCCGGAUAGUUUGAUUUAUAGAGCAAUAUCAGAAGUGAUUAAUCUUGAAGAAACUGUGGCUAAUUUGUUUUUUGAAUUAGUCAAAGAUAGAUUAACAAACGCCACUCAAAAUGCAGAUAAAAAACUUUUAUCCAUAGUCCGUCAAAUUUGUAAUAAUAAUUAUGAAAUUUUAAAUGUUCCAAAUAGUCAUUGUGAAGAAUUGUUGUGUCACAUAAUGACUCUCUUGCAGGAUCACUCUCAAUUUGAUUAUGAAACAAUUUCUACAUCUUUCCAUUUGAGCCUUCUUAGUGGUGCUAAAUUUUGGAAAGUAAUAUUAUGUGCGAAAGGCUUUGUUGAAAAUCUCAAUGAACAUCAUUAUGUCUUAAAUGUCAUACGCGCAAUCUCCCAACUUGGAUGCAUGAUUAUAGAUGAAACAAUUGAUAUUCGUCUUUUACAAGAUCUUUUGAAGUAUGAUAACGAAUUUUUGUUGAAUUACUUUAAUUCUGUGUCCAUUAUUAAUGAAGAUGAUGAUAAAGAGAUUUUUAUUACCGAGGAAGUCCUUAAUGCAAUUCGUAAAAAAUGUAGAGAUUACGAACAAACAUUUGAAUGCUUAAAUUCUUUCUAUAUUAAAUAUUGUCCCUCAAAUAAAGUUAUAGAUGUUCAGAAUUAUAUACAAGAUUUACAUGAACAAAAAAUUCAAUGGGAGUCAACACCUCUACAGACGACACAAAUUCCUGAUUAUUGGGAAUUUCAUCAAGUAUUAGAGAUGUCAGAAUUUGUAUACAAAUAUAGCAAGUCUCAAAUAUUCUAUAAUAUCUUUGAAACAAAAAUUAAAGAAAUUGAAGAGGUAAUCGAUGUGCUUUAUAUCGUGCAAAUUAUUUUACCAGAAAUUUUAAAUAUUUAUGAAGAAAGAUGUAGGGAAUAUGAAAGUUGGGAAGAAUUGAAAUUUUGCAGCGCAGCUAUUUUAUGGAGAAAUGUCACUGACAUUAAUACCGAAUUGAAUUUUAUGAAUGAAUUCGAGGAAAUUGAACAAACUCCAAAUUUCUUAAAGACAUUAUCUUGUCUUUCUAAAGUAAAGCAACUGGUUCAGAAUUUGCAGCAAUUAUCCAAUGUAGUUGAAAUUUUCAAAGUUCCACGUGAAAAAGGAGAUUGGAUUGAAUUGGCACUUGAAGAUUUAGAUAGUCAAGAGAUACCAUUAGGAAAAUUAAGUUCAAUUACUGAUUUUGUUAAUAGUUGUCUUAUUGACAUUGAUGAGAAUAGUUGGUCAUUAAUAAAAGAACUUUCAGUAGCGGUAGAUUUUAUUACUUUCUUACGGGAAAUUGCUGGUCAUGAUCUUAAAAAUUUGAUUAAUGGUGUUGAUGACGAAAGAUUGAUUCAAGAGGAUACAGUUUCUUCACUUAUUCAAGUCAAACAAUUUUUGCUUCCUUUAUUAAACGUUGCACCUAAAUUGAAUUUGGAUUCGUUCUUGCAAGAAUUACGUAAAGUCUCAGUUCAGAAUCCUACGUUGGCGAGUAAAAUUACUCUAUGUAAUAGCAAUAAUAUGGCUUUACAAAAUAUGUACGCGAAUAUUAGUAACCGAGGCGAAGUUACAAAAGAAAAAAUACAAAAUGCUGUAAAGAUUGGAACCUAUAAAUUUGAAUGGACAUCUAAAAGUUCCAAAUGUAAAGUGACGUUAUCCUAUGAUAUCAAUAAAACGACUUCCGUAUCAUAUGGUAUUAAUGAUUUACAGGAUCUAAGAGGAAGAGCUUUGUUAAUUGCUAAACCUUGCGCAUCUAUGGAUGUUUCUACAGAUAAAAAUUCAAAAGUUAAAGAUUCAAAGCAUAUUAUGGAAGAAUUUGUUCGGCAAGUAGAUAUUAUACAAGAAAUUGUUAAUAUUUCAGCAAGAUUAAUUGAAACCGGAAAUUUUGGAUAUCGAGAAUUCCAAGCGUCAAUUAAAGGCACCGAAAAAAUGAUUCAAUUAUCUGAAAAGUUGCAAACUGAUUUGAAAAAAUGGGAAAGUUUGGUAAAUAAAGCUCAACAAAGUCAUUUUUAUUUGACGUUUUUCCCUGCCCGUCACAUAUUAGAAUUUUAUGAUUAUUUCGUUAGUAAACCUAGUAAAUCGUUUGGCAAUAAAAAAUUAUGUUCAACUCUUGUAAGAUUUGUAAAUCCCAAAGCCAAAUUACCACCAAAUACUAAAGGCAACGGGUUAACUGCCAAAAAAGACGCUCAUUUACAAAUUCUAAAUGAAAUCGGUUUAAAAUUAAAUAACAUCUUCACGAAGGUAUCUAAAUCUAUUCGACUUCUUAAAGCACCUGGAGAACGUGUAAUUUCGGAUGUUGCUGAACGCGGAAAAUUAUUCGUCGCCUCAUGUACUGACAAGUCACGUUUGCCAAAUGUUAUUAUGUCUUUAUAUGCCAAUCAUGGAUCAUAUCCUGAAGCCUGGCAAUUGUUAAUCUGCACAACUUCAACUACCUUAGAAGAACUUUCUAUAUUUAUCAAAAGAUGUUUUUUGGCUCCAAAACAUGGAUAUGAAAAUCAUUUAUUUUGCAUGGCAAACUUGGAAUUACUUGAUUAUGAUUUACAAUAUAACCUGGUAAACAAGAUCAGGUUGAUGAAAGAGAAAGAAAAUAAUUAUUACUUAGCUUUAAUUUGUUGCCCAGAGGUUGGAAUGCAUCAUCAUAUCUUGGACCAAUUUUCAGAUUUUCGAGUUACCAAUGGUCUAAAUACGGCAGCAAUGAAAAGUAUUUAUGAAGAAUUAUGCCCAAAAGUCUUAUGCGUUUCUUCAGAAUUGUCAGGACAGGGAAAGUCUGAAUGGAUUAGAAAUGAAUGUUUUAAAAUGAAAAAGUAUCCAAGAAGUUUUGUUAUUAGUGACAAUGCUAAUUAUGUAAAGUUGGUUAAACAACUAAAAGAAUUUCCCCUCAGACCAUUUGAUUGUAUGCACAUUAAUAUAAUUUCCUCAGAUUAUCCUGGAGAAGUUAAUAUGUGGUUAUUUCAAGUAUUAACUUUAUGGGUCGUUUCAAGUAAUGCGAAUAUUGCUUGUAUUCCAAAUACGUGUAUUUUCAUAGAGAUUGCAUCUAGUUUUGAACAACAUUUACUUAGAUCACUCCCAAUAAUUGAAUGCUUAAAAAGGACUCAUCUGACAUGGGAUAUCAAGAAUCUAUUAGUUACUAAUGAAAUCAAUAGUCCAAUGCAAACUGUAUGUCGUUACUUAAAUGCCCUUGAAUUAAAUGAGCUUGAAGAAAACGAUGUGAACAUUAAGGAAUCCAAAGAAAUUAUUUCCACUGAAUUAUGCCAACAAUUAUUAGAUAAAUUUUUCUUUGAAGAUAAUAAUCCAGAAGAUGUUUCGUCUUAUAGAUUUCUUGAAAUUUUUGUCAAUGUAUUCGCGGAUCAAUUGAUGAGAUUAUCUUCAAGUACAUAUUUUAAAGUGCAAAAUAUAAAAUUGAUGAUGGAGGAAAAAUCAAAUAUUCGAACCACAUUAGUAAAAACUUUAUUGGAAGUUUCUAAAGAUUUUGCUACUCGAUCAAUACAAACGAAAUCAGCUCAAUUAGAAGCAACUUCGGUUGAUUCGAUUGAAAAUGAUGCAUUGGGUACAAUUGUGAAUUGGGAUGAUUCAAAUCAUUUAUUGGUAUUUUUCUUAUCACAAAUACCAGAUUCAAUAUGUGCGUUAUAUAGAGAUUCUAAAAAAGUUCCUAGAAAUGUUAAGACCUUAUUAAAAAGUCAACAUGUGGAUGAAACAAAUAUAAAAUGGAAAUUGGAUAAUUAUCGUAAAAUGAACGCUAAAACCUUACUAGAAAAAUUAGAAAAUAUUGCCAGAAAAACUCACCAUGCUAUUGAAUAUCCACCAUAUGCUUUGUCAGCCGAUAAUUUAUUAAAGAUGGCUUUAAUUUUAUUGAGGACACGAGCCAAUAUACCAGUAGUAAUUUGUGGAGAAGCUGGAUGUGGAAAAACUAGCUUAAUUGGAUUUCUUGCUCAAGUGGUGGAAGUUCAAUUUCAUGCUCUUAAUCUUCACGCAGGCAUAACUGAAGAUAUUAUUGCUCAAUUCAUGAAUGAAGUUCAAUUUAAUGCUAAAAAUGGUGAAAUUUGGGUAUUCUUUGAUGAAAUAAAUACAUGUAAUCAUAUAGGUCUCUUGGCCAAUUUGAUAGCCCAUCGAAUAUAUCAAGGAAAAUCUAUUAAUUCUAAUAUACGAAUAUUUGCCGCAUGUAAUCCUUAUCGUAUGCGUACGAAGAGUAUCAGUGAAGUAGGCCUUGAGGCGAAAAAAUUCGAAGAACAAAGUAAUCUCGUAUAUGAAGUUAAACCUCUUCCAGAUCAAAUCCUUGAUUAUGUUUGGGAUUAUGGUAUACUUCAUCAAGAUGAUGAAAAGAAAUACAUCCAGGUCAUGGUUAAUACGCAGUUAAAAGAACUAAAAUUGAACAAUCCUGUUCUUUCGGAACUAAUAUUUGCAUCUCAGCAAUAUAUUCGACAAGUGGAAGAGCCGUACAGCGUUAGUUUACGUGAUGUCAAGCGAACAAUAACACUUAUCAAAUUCUUUCAUAAGAGUUUACAAAAUCGUCCGCCAAUUCGAAAGGGAUUAAAAUAUCCUUCGACGAUGACGUUCAACCUGAAAAUUCGUUCAUAUGUGUUAGCAUUGGGACUUUGUUAUCAGUCAAGAUUGUAUGAACAAUCAUUACGUCAAGAAUAUCGUAAAAAAAUGUGUAAUAUAUUUGAGAAGGAAAAGAUUCAUUUGAAUGAGAAAGAAUUUAUUAAGAUAAUUCGAGAAGAACAAGAAGAUUACAUUAAUAGAAUGGUUUGUCCACCAAAUACUGCACAAAACGAAGCGCUUUUGGAAAAUGUAUUGGUCAUGAUAGUCUGUAUAUUAACAAGAAUUCCAGUUUUUAUUGUUGGUGCACCUGGGUUUUCAAAAUCAUUAGCCAUUAGACUUGUUAGUCAAAAUUUAAGAGGUUCAGAUUCGAAUGAUGAAUAUUUUAGAAAAUUGCCACAGGUAUAUCUUAUUCCUCAUCAAGGAUCAUCAUCAUCGACAUCCGAUGGUAUUUUUAAGGUUUUUCGAAAAGCCCAGAAUUUCCAAGAAACAAGUUCAAAAGAAUUUCCUGUCAUUAGUGUAGUAUUAUUGGACGAAGUACUUCAUUUUUUACUUGAACCAAGCUAUCCUUCCGAUGGUCCAGAUGUGUCUGUUAUUGGUAUAAGUAAUUGGAGAUUGGAUAAUAGUAAAAGCAGUAGAGCGCUAUUAGUUCAAAGACCAAAAUUUGAUCUUGAAGAUUUAGUGGACACGGCUGUUCGUUUACUUGACAAUAAUGAAACUAAUGGUCAUACCCAUAAGAAUUCAUUGUAUCCACUUGCAAUUUCUUAUUCUGAAUAUGAGCAAAAAGGUCAAAUUCAUCCCAAUUUUCAUGGUCUUCGUGAUUAUUAUGCUUUGGUGAAGUCACUCUGCUCGAAAGAAUUAACUCCUGAAAAUAUUCAAAUGGCGUUGGCAAGAAAUUUCGGUGGCACGGAACAAUUUCCUGAAAUUUGUCAAAAAUAUUUUGGUAACGUUAUUGAUACAUUUAAUAAUCAUCGAGGAUGGACUUAUGUUCCAAUACCAAUAGAACAAUUGAUUCAUGCUAAUUUGGAUGAUGAAGGGGCAAGACAUUUAAUGAUAAUUGGAAAGAGUGAUUCAAUAGUAAAUUUAUUAACGUAUCAAUUAAGACAAAAAAAUUUGGAUCCAGUUGUUAUUUUUGGAUCACAAUUUCCAGACGAUCAAGAUGAUUAUUCAUAUAAUAUUUUAAGUAGAAUUAUGAUGUGUGUUGAAGCAGGACGACCUUUGAUUUUAACAGAUUUAGAAAUUAUAUAUGGGAGUUUAUACGAUUUGUGGAAUCAGAAUUAUAUUGUUGUUGGCAGUUCUGAGGAUCCAAAGUAUUACACGAGGGUUGCACUUGGUGCUUACGCUAAUCCUAUGUUAUGCAUUCUGGUGCUUGAUGAAAAAAAUUUACCAAAAGCUGAUCCCCCACUCUUGAGUCGAUUUGAAAAGCAAAAAAUGACAAUCACUGACAUCUUGAUUGAUUAUGAUAAAGAAUUAGUUGAACAAUUAUUCAUUUGGACAAAACAAAUGUCAACUAUUGAGAAUUUGGAGAAUUCCUUGGUUUCUCAUGAUAAGUUUACUGAAAAUGAUUUAUUUAUCGGAUUCAAUCAAGACGAAACUUUGCAGAGUUUAGUCAUUGAUAUGAAAAAGAAAUAUCCGAAUGCUCAAAAUUCAGAAAUUUUGACAAAAUGUAAAGAAUCAUUAAUUGCCAUCGCCUCAUCUGAUGGAAUUGUAAGAGCAGAGAAAUCCUCUUUGAGCCUUGAUGAAGUAAAUCAUUGGAAAGAUGUUUACUUUAAAAUUCAAUGUCAUAACCAUUUGGCUGAUUAUUUUAAGGAUUUAUUGAGUAAUCAGAAUUCACCAUUGUAUCCUGAUGGUCAUCUAGUUAUCGUUAAUACAUUCUCUAAUAUUAAUACUGAUGUCAAAUUAUGCUUAAAAAAUUUGACUACAUGUCAAGUUUUAAAACUUUCAACUUUCAAGACUGAAGCUCAAUUUCAUAAUCAAGUCAAGAAUUUUUGGCUUGAAUCUUCAAGUGAAACGUUAAUAAUACAAUGUGACAUCAAUACUAUGAAUGCUGGAUGUAUUAAAUUAGCUAAAUUUGUAAUUGAUCAAACAAGAAGCGAAUAUUUGAUGAAAAAGAAACAGCAAAAUGCAGAAUACUUGAAAAAACAUGCGUGCAUAAUUCUUCAUGUUCACAGAGAUCACAAAACAUCAUUUAAUGCCUUUAACUUUAUGUGUGGAUGGAAAAAUGUGACGAUUGAGUCUCUAGCACCACAAGAAAAAUCCUUAGCUGUUCUAUUGAAUGGAAAUUUAAGUGAAAUCAUUAAUACAACUUAUCCAUUUGAAGAGAUUUUGCAACAAGAAUUAUUAUGGUCUCUUAAUGCAAAUAUUUCGAAAAGUGAAACUUUUAUCAAUUUUUUGAAAAUGAAAACUCAAGAAUUGCUUCAAGAUAAUCAUUCAUCUCAGGAUUGGCAAUAUUAUGUUGCUUCCAACAAAAAGCUCUUGUAUCCAUAUUCAUCGUUCUCUGCUGCAUUACAAGCUCACAUACGUUCAAUAGUUCGUGAACCAAUUGCUAAAAUUAUCUGUGCCCUUGAAAGAUUAUCCGCAACAAAUGCUUGCUUCACUCUUGAAAAAUCAAUAUCUCAGUCAUCAUCACAACAUGAUUUACAAUUGUUGGAAUUCUGGAAGAAAAUGUUCAAUGACAAAGUUAUAAUGAAUAUUGACGAGUUAUCUGUUCCAAAAUCAGAAGGAUAUUUAAUGCCUCCCGUAAUUUAUGAUCUUCAAUUUCCAUUUUCCUUUUAUUUUAUAAAACAAAUUGAUGGUUUCAAAAAGAUAUAUGAAGAAGAGUUGUAUUUACUCAAAGAAGAUUCAAAUAAUAUUGAUCCGGAGACAGGAGAUCUUUAUGAAUGGGCAAUAAUUGACCACAUAAAGACCUUAAGUAGUAACAUAAUUUCUUCAGUUGCUAAUCUCAAGACUUCUCCCUUGGAAUAUUCAUCAAAAUUGUAUUUCAAUGAUUUUGUAUCAGUGAUUUGUACUGAUAAUUCUUGUACGAAACAUAUGUCUUUAUUGUCAUCAAUAUUCCGAGGAAGAUUAGGUUUUGAAAAAGUGAAUGAUCCAUUUUUUCUUCACACGCAUUGGUGGAGAUAUUCUUCAUCAAUAAUGAUAGAACUUCAAAUCGCACAAUUAUGUCCGUCUAUCAUAAAUAAUUCAUCUUUUGCAAAUGAGAAUCUAUUAAAUAGCUCUUUUGGAAAUUAUCUCAUUGAGGAGGUCACAAAAUUUUUGCUUAAAAAGUUGAAUGAUAUUAAAAUUUCUGCUCAAGACAAUAUUCCACAACUUAUCAAUUGGCAACACGAAGCAAAUUUAAUUUCAAUAUUGUGUGGAAAACUUCCCGAAGCUCCUCAAUUUGCUUCAUUACACUUGUUGCAAAUGUGCAAUGACUUUGUAUUAGCAGAUUCAAUUACAUUAACAAGUAUUAAAGAGAUCAUGAAGAUAAGAGAUUUAAUAAAUUCAACAUUUAAUGGAAUAGAUAUAUUUACACCAAAGUUUAUAAAGACAGUUUUUACAAUGCUAGACAAACUUCCGAAUACCAAUGAAAAUUCAGCCCCAAGAUUAUCAUUUAUUCUUAAAUGUUUGGAAAUAUUAUCUCUUGAAUCACCAUCCAGAUUAGAACUUUACAAAAAUAUAUUUUCACAUGAACCUAUUCCUAUUAUGAGCAAUUCCAUUAUUAGCUUAAUCUUUAAACAAGAGGAAAAUAAAAUCCCAAAAGUAUUUUUGGAAUUAAUUAAAAAUUCCAAUAGGAUUUUGUCCCUUUCUCCAAGGCUCAAGAUAAUCACUGAUUGUUUGAAAUCUAAAGGAUUAGAUUCUUCAAUUUCAACAUUAUGUUGUGAUAUUCUUCAAAAAUCUUUCUUUUCAAAAUGUACUUUCAAAGAAUUAGCAGAUAAUUAUCAAUAUUCUGUUAAUUCUUUGCAACUUACCAACACAAUAUAUUUACAAAAGAUUUGUGCCAUUGCUUUAUUAAAAGAAUUUGUUGAAAAAUUCUGGGAUCAUUGUAUUUCGGAUGAUAUAUUAAAGCCAAUUGAGUUUGAUGUUACAGAAAUUGAAGGCAUUGAUAUUACAAGAUUAAUCGAAGAGAUUAAUAAUAGUAUGACUUUGGAUCUUCCAUUAAUCCAAUCAUUAAAGAUUUAUUUCUUACGAGCAUUGCGGUAUCGAGGAUUGUCAAUGAGUGAUAUCAGACAUUUUUGUGAAGUGCAAAAACAAAUUUUAUCAUGGUUUCAAACAUUACCUUGGGAUGAAGGUUAUCAGUCAAGAUUGCCUUUUAAUCCUUAUUGGUCAAUUGAAGAAUAUGUUUCUAUGGAAAAAUGUUUUACAACACUUUCUGGAAUGAACAACAAAGGAUCAUUUAACUCAUUCUUUUUAAACUUGAAAAAGAAAGAAAUAUCUCAAGCUUCAUUAUCUUCAAUAGCCUUGAUGGGAUUGAUAUUUUAUCGACUUCACUCAAUCAGAGCUUCACAGAAUUGGAAAGAUUCUGAAAAUCAAAUGGCAGAAUUCUUAUCUGAAAAAAUUGAAAAAAAUAGUACUUUUUCAAAUAUUUAUAAAGAAACUAUAACUAAACUUAUUAAGAAUAAUCAUGAAUUACUUCACUUUGAUCUUACCACCACAAACAUCGAAUUACUUCAAAAAUCUGUGAUUAGUCAUGUUAUUGCGUUAAAUGCUUCAAUUCCAGCCGAUUCAUCUCCACUUGCUUAUAUGUUACAGAAUUUGAAUCAAUGUUCUUCGUUAUAUAUCCUUACAUGUCCUUCGGAUGUCGAGUCAGUUCUUAUUAGUGCUGUUCUUCAAAUUGGAGGUCAGGUUACAAGGUAUUCAUGUAUUUGUGGAUAUAAAUAUGUAAUAGCAAAUUGUGGAAUGGCUAAUGGAACAGGUACAUGUCCAGAAUGUAAGGCUACAAUUGGUGGUAUUAACCACGUUAUUGCCACAGGUCAAAAAAAACUUGAUUCAAACCCAAUUACUCGAGCCAUAACAGCUAACGAUCAAGUUGGCUAUAUUUGUGAGACUGGAAAUACUGAAAUAAGUCAAAGUAUAAGAUUAUUAAACCCCACAUCAUAUAGAAUUCUGCAUUUAUUUGUUCAUGCUAUAAUUGGAGCUCGGGUGCCAUCACAAACUGCUACGAGAUUUUUACAAAAGAAUAGUGAAACUGUCAACGAUCCAUCAACGUAUUGUAUGGAUCACAUUAAAAGUGAUUGGAUUGUACUAAAAAGAAUUUUGAAUCUUUCCGACGAAAAUUUGGCAUUAUUAUUACAUUCAAUUUUGGAUUUGAUGACCAAACAACCUUCAAAGAAUUCCAUACUGAAAAAAAGCGUGGAUCGAGAAGAAUGGGAAGCAAAUUUUUCACGUAAUUAUGUUGAACCAGCAGUUAGGAGUAGUACUGCAACUGCUACAGAUUUCGAGUUGGAAAUUUCUAAGGCUGAAACAAAUUCUCAAGAAAGUGUGAAUAUUAUUGAAGUAGAAAUUAAUCAGACAUUACAAUUUGAUAAAAAAUAUAGUAUGCAACACUUACCAAUGUUAUGGCGAACAAUUGAAGAUAUAAAUUUUGAAAGUUUUCGGGCGUUUUAUUCUGGAGACUUGUCCAAAAAUACCGAAAACUAUCCUUUCCUCUCAAUUUUCUUCAAACAUGAACAACAAUUAUCGUUUGUCAAAUAUCUAUUGCCAAUCGUCAAAUUUGUAAGAAUAUUAUCAUCAAAACUUGAAUAUAGAGUGAAUCGAUCGCAGGCCCAAUUGCUUACAUUCCAAGAAUUUCUAGCCGAUAGUGAAGAUUCCACCGAAAUUAAUAAUAAUAAUUUGAAAGUUGCAUUUGAAGAUUUUGCACAAGCGUGGAAUUCAGUGAUCAAUCAUGUCAAGAAUUACCAAUGUCACGAACUUCCAUCAACAAAACCAUUAAUUGACAUUGAAUCGCCUAUAACAUUUGGAUUAAUAGAACCAAAAGAUACUGGAGUUUAUAUUUGUGCUAUUCUUGAAUACCUUAUUGGUAUUCAAAAUAAUUUCUUACAAGAAGUUGCUACCAUCACUCCCGGAAAAUGUCAUUCACUAGUGUUCCUGGAAGAUAGAUUAUUCAAUGAAAAAGAUCCGAAUAUAACUACUACUUCAAAAUCUGUUAAAUCCGUGACUCAAUAUUAUAUCCAAUCUAUGAUGAUUGAACAGAUUCAACCUAAUAAUAUUGUCAAUUUUCAAUGGAAUGAUGACAUCCUUCAGUAUAGUCAAAGGAAUCUUCGGGUCGGUAGGGGUCGAGAUGUUGCAUUUAAUUUACAAAAAAUUGAAUCAGAACUUGCAAAUUCUUUAGUUUAUGAAAAAGUUUUUAUUGAUACAGUAAACGAUUCCCAAUUAUACAUGAGACCAUUCACAUAUCAUAUGGAAUUAUUCCAAGGAUAUAUAAGAAUAUUAGGUGAAAUCAAAGAUUUGAUUCCACAACAAUCUAUUCCAACAGAUAAAGUAGCUUUAAUUCUUUCUACUUCAAUCUCAUCUUCAGGGUAUCAAUAUUUGACAUUUGAUAAUGCAUCCGAAUUACUUUCUUCCUUGGAAAUUCUACUUUGUUUUGUCAAAAAAACUUUAGUAGGGGAUGGAGAAAUUCUGAUUGAUGAAUAUGUUAAUCAAUGGAUGAAACUUUCAAAUCUACUUGAUAAUGAAUCAUUCGUUGGUAUUCUAAAUGCAAGUUUGAAAUUGAAACAUUUAGUAGCAUUAUAUGAAUUGGUCGAAGAACAAGUUGCAAAUGGUGUUAUCAAAUAUAUAGAUGACAAAUAUAAAGAAACUUUGACACCAGAAUUGGAACAAGAUAUCACAUCAGUUAUUAGUUAUGAAUCUUCUGAAGAAUAUUAUUCAUUAUCACCAACCACUAUGGAUAAUGAACAAACAAAAAUACCAGCAGACCAUUUUGCAUCAGCCUUAAAAAGGUUUAUGUUAAGAUUCCUUAACGAGAAUUCUAAUAAAGCGACAGAACCGAUGUCAAUUUAUUUUUCGGACAUGUCACUUAAUCUGUGGUCUCCAGGUGUCAGUGAAGAAAUUGUGGAUAAUUAUUUCCCUGAUAGUUUAUUGGUGGCUCAUAUAUAUGAAGCAUACAUGUUUGUUAAUUCUAAACUAGAAACAAUUAAAAAGCAAACACCAAUCGUCACAAGAACAACUGCCAUCGCUCCCCCACCAGUAACAAAAAUUUUAACUACUGGAAAAAAAAGGACUGUAAAAUCUGUUUCGUCUUCAUCAUCUACAGUCAAAAAACCUCUUAAACCUUCAACAUUCAGGGUUAGAUAUACAACGGUUACAAACAGUGGAAAUAGUUCCAGUAAUUCAUCAAAUAAAACUGUAACCAGUAGCUCCUCAAGGAGUAAAUUUGGUAACAAAUAA
Diversispora eburnea is the source of this 14013-nucleotide messenger RNA. The record is from the annotation of a GenBank genome assembly. NCBI's taxonomy places the organism in Eukaryota, Fungi, Glomeromycota, Glomeromycetes, Diversisporales, Diversisporaceae.